AAUUUUCACAUCCCUAAUCGCAUAUUUUGGUCGCUCAUCUCGAUUUUUCGAUUAAUUUUGUGGAUUUUUGUUCGCCGGGUUAAUAAUUCUUUUUUCAUGCAUGUUCCCGGAAAGAGAUUUGAGCACAUUUUAUUCUGCUCCGUGUUUGAUUCGUUAAUUUAGUAAUUGCACAACUUAAGCUUUGGAGUUCCUCUAGCAAUUGGUAAGCUGCCGCUAUGCCACAAGCUAGAAGGAAAGUACCCUUCAGUGGGAAGGCAAAGAAACAACAGUUACAAGCCAAAAAGAAUAAAACUCUAUUAUUAUCAACACCUUCUGGUUCUAGUACUUGUGAUAUAGUAUCUGUGAACUAUCAGCCGAGUAAAAACCGUGCUGGUGGUCGUAAUAACCCCAACCGGUUUGUAUUGAAGUUCUACCGUGAAACAGAUGAAGAGUUGAAGAUAAAGAAGGAAGACGCUUUAAAAGCAAUAAAUCCUGUAUCGGAGGUGCAAAUGGAAGUGAAACCAUUAGAUUACUUCCCGGAAGAGUUGUCUUUCCCCAAAAGACCACCGUGGAGAUUUGGUACGAAAAAAGAAGAAUUGGAGGCGCAAGAGCAGCAAUCUUUUAGGAACUAUAUACAUAAGUUACAAGAGUCUGAUCAUUGGGAUGAUAUAUCAUAUUUCGAACUCAACUUGGAGACAUGGCGUCAACUCUGGCGCGUGUUGGAGAUGUGCGACAUCUUAUUGUUAAUCGUGGACGUCAGAUAUGCGGGCUUGAUGUUCCCUCCCUCUCUUUACCAACACAUAAGAGAGGAAGGCAAAGGUAUGAUAUUGGUAUUGAACAAGGUAGACCUUGUGCCCGCUUCGGUCGCGGUCGCUUGGUAUGAUUAUUUCAAGAAAACCUAUAAGUAUUUGAGAGUUGUAUUCUUCACGUCUUGUCCGGGAUAUGCUCUGAGAGGGGGGACGAGUGAUAAGGCUGGUCUUCAAGUAAGACGUCGGAAAGGUCGUCAACGGAUGUGUGUUGAAGGAGCUACAAAAAUAUAUGAAGCAUGCAAAGAUAUAGUGUGCUAUGAGCUAGAUCUUAGCUGUUGGGAGAAGAAAAUAAAAGAAGAGGCUGCUGUAGAAGACGAAGAAGACAACACCGAAGUCGGGGAAACUAUUGUGGAAGAGGCAGACACGACAUAUUUCAGUCACACGCGUUACGGCGACGGCAUGUUGACCGUCGGCUGUGUCGGGCAGCCCAACGUUGGGAAGUCGUCGUUGAUGAACGCUCUAAUGGGCAGGAAAGUUGUGUCCGUGUCCAAAACGCCCGGACACACGAAACACUUUCAGACUAUAUAUUUGACGCCAAAGGUCCGUCUGUGUGAUUGUCCGGGUCUAGUUUUCCCGUCGAAGGUGCCUCGUCCCAUACAAAUUCUAAUGGGAUCAUAUCCCAUAGCACAGUUGAGGGAGCCGUACACUACUAUAAGAUAUUUAGCAGAGAGGUUGGAUUUGCCGAAACUGUUGAGGAUAGAACAUCCAGAGAACGAUGACACCUGGUCGCCUAGAGAUAUAUGCGACGGAUGGGCCAAGAAACGUGGCUACCUUACAGCUAAAGCGGCUAGGUUAGAUACAUACAGAGCGGCUAAUAGUUUACUAAGGAUGGCUUUAGAUGGAAAGCUGUGCUUCUGGCUUCGACCACACGGUUUCACCAAAAAGAAAGAAAAAUUCGAAAAUCACGAAGAAAUCAAAUACGUGAAAUGGGUACAAGCUAUUACCAAUGAUGAAGAACGGAGUCCCGCGGUAUCAGAAUCUGAUGAUAAAUCCGAUUCCGACGCUGAUGACAUCGUUAGUAACGAUGAAGAAGACAGCGACGAAGCAAUCGUCGCGACGAGAAACAAAUUCACUGAGCUCUUGAACGCUGAUUAAUAUGAUUACAUUAAAUUAUAUAGUACGGGCUUUCAAAAGCAACUUUUUGACGCGAAAGUAACAAAUCACGCCCUCUAUUGUGAAAUAAAUAAAGUAUUUAAUUAU
Diatraea saccharalis (sugarcane borer) is the source of this 1988-nucleotide messenger RNA. The record is from the annotation of a GenBank genome assembly. Lineage: Eukaryota; Metazoa; Arthropoda; Insecta; Lepidoptera; Crambidae.